Molecule: messenger RNA, 663 nt
Organism: Chenopodium quinoa (quinoa)
Lineage: Eukaryota; Viridiplantae; Streptophyta; Magnoliopsida; Caryophyllales; Amaranthaceae
Product: DNA repair protein XRCC3 homolog
Exons: 1
Coding region: 1-663 (220 amino acids)
Biological process (GO): telomere maintenance via recombination; t-circle formation; double-strand break repair via synthesis-dependent strand annealing
Cellular component (GO): Rad51C-XRCC3 complex; replication fork
Molecular function (GO): four-way junction DNA binding
Source: RefSeq, a predicted model, not a curated record
AUGUUAGCUGCUCAGUUGGCUCCGUCACUUUGGGGUUUAGGAUGUUCGUCGGUGUACAUACAGUCAAUCGGUCUAUUUCCAUCCGCUCGAAUGAAUGGAAUUAUCCCGCAUGUUUUUGGUUCACCACCAACACAAGGUCAGCACCCUUUAGAGACAGUAUUAGUAAAAAAGGUAGAUUCUCCUCACAAUCUAGUAGAAACCGUGCAAUGGCUUGAAACAUUCUUACAAAGCCCUAUAGGUACUCUAGGCCAUUACCGAGUUGUUGUCAUUGACUCAAUCUCAAGUAUAUGUCAUUUUCAUUUUACUAACACAAGAGAGUCUAUGAUGGAAAGGACCGCAAUUGUGAAGGUGGUAUCAAAUGGACUUAGGUUGUUGGCAAAGAAAUAUGAUCUUGUUGUUGUAGCUGUCAAUGAUGUUAUAGAAGUAUCCCAGUAUGAGUACAACAGUGGUAGCAAUAUGAUAAUGUCAAACGGGAGGAAGGUGCGACCUGCUGCACUUGGAAAAUUUUGGUCUAAUAAUAUUUCUACAAGGAUAUUUUUGUCAAAGACGUACAAUAACAGUACUGGAGGGUGGGAUAGAACAAUAUCGUUGUUAUCAUCCCCCGUAUUAGAAAAUGAUGGGUGCAGUUUUAUAAUUAGUAAUGCAGGUGUUGUUGAUGUAUGA